Messenger RNA from Rubroshorea leprosula, 3370 nucleotides. The record is from the annotation of a GenBank genome assembly. Lineage: Eukaryota; Viridiplantae; Streptophyta; Magnoliopsida; Malvales; Dipterocarpaceae.
GAAAAGACGGUUAUGGAAAGAAAUGAACCAGCUCUGCCUGGAAUUAGCUGUUGAUCUAGAAUGGGGAGCAGAAGCUAAUCUGUCAGUCCAAAUAUGAUCCCAACUCGAAGAAAUUUUAGGGGUAAGCCCUUUUUUGACUUCCAAGGGAGAGAGAAGCAUAAAUUUUUAAGGUUGUUCUUCUGAAGAACGGUGGAUGUGGGUGGGUUCUGUUGUAGAUUUUGUAUUUUUUUUUUUUUAUAUGUUUUGACCAAACUUCUUCUUCCUAAACUGCUGUUCUGUUGAUGGAAAUUGUCUUUAUGGUGUUUGACCUUUUUGCUCUUCAAACUCAGAUGCAUAAUGAGCAUUAUGAAACUUCAGUGCAGCUUUUAAUUAGUGCAUACUCUUGAUGUUGUGUGGAUUCCAUUAUCUUCAAAUAGUUGUGUUGGUAGUCUGGAAUGGGGGCUGUUAGCUUUGCGUUGAGAGAUUUGGUCUUCUGGGUCUUGAACAGCAGCAAAUGGAAAGCUGGAUUUAUUGUAAAGCUUUUGGCUUUCUCAAAUUUGUGGUGCUUGGUUUUGGGGUUAGGCUCAAUGUCAUCAAUUGCGAUUUCAUAUGGUGCGAAUGGCCCUGUUUUCUGUGGUCUAAAAUCUGAUGGCUCUCAUCUUGUGACCUGUUAUGGCUCAAAUUCUGCAAUCAUCUAUGGAACUCCUGCUCAUUUCCCCUUUAUUGGUCUAACUGCUGGUGAUGGCUUUGUUUGUGGGUUGCUAAUGGAUUCUAACCAACCCUAUUGUUGGGGAAGCAGUGGCUAUAUACAAAUGGGCGUUCCACAACCGAUGAUAAAAGGAGCUGAGUACUUGGAGAUUAGUGCAGGCGACUACCAUUUAUGCGGUUUGAGAAAGCCUUUAACAGGGAGGCGCAGAAACCAUGCUUUUGUUGAUUGUUGGGGAUAUAAUAUGACCAAGAACUAUAUUUUUGAUGGGCAGAUCCAGUCAAUCUCCUCUGGUUCCGAGUUCAACUGUGGAUUGUUUUCUGAGAAUCGGACUGUUUUCUGUUGGGGUGACGAGACUAGUAGCCGGGUCAUCACCCUUAUUCGUAAAGAAAUGAGGUUUCAGAAGAUUGCAGCUGGAGGGUAUCAUGUUUGUGGAAUUUUGGAAGGAGUGAAUUCUAGAACCUGUUGCUGGGGAAGGAGCUUGGACCUUGAAGAAGAAAUCUCAAUGGCAUAUUCUGGUGAAGGAAAUGUUGAUUUGCCUCCAAAAGAUCCAAUGGUUUCUGUUGUGGGAGGGAAGUUCCAUGCCUGUGGAAUCAAGAGCUAUGAUCAUGAAGUGAUUUGUUGGGGUUUUAUUGUCAAACCUAGUACCCCAGCUCCUAGUGGAGUAAAGGUCUUUGAGAUUGCAGCUGGGAAUUACUUCACCUGUGGGGUUCUAGCUGAGAAAUCUUUGCUUCCUUUCUGUUGGGGCCUUGGCUUCCCUACUUCUCUCCCUCUGGCUGUGUCACCUGGACUCUGCAGGAAUGCUCCUUGUCCACCGGGUUACUAUGAAAUUAGCCCUGAUAAUGCUCCUUGCAAGACUCCUAACUCUCAUGUUUGUCUGCCUUGCAGCAAUGGCUGCCCUGCAGAGAUGUACCCAAAAACUGAGUGCACAUUGAAAUCUGAUCGGGUUUGUUACUAUAAUUGUUCGAGUUGUUACUCAGAAAAAUGCUUCUCAAACUGUUCUUCAUUUUCAAAUGCUGCUUAUGGGAAAAAGAAUGAGAAGUUCUGGUCACUGCAGCUGCCAAUCAUAAUUGCAGAGAUCGCCUUUGCAGUGGUCUUGGUCACCGUUGUAUCUUUAACUGCAGUUUUAUAUGUUCGCUACAAGUUACAGAACUGCCGUUGUUCAUCAAAAGAGUCUAAGGCCAAAAGAGUUAAUGCGAGUGGUUCUCCUUUUCCGAAAGACAAUGUAAAAAUCCGUCCUGACUUGGAUGAGCUUAAGAUUAGGAGAGCUCAGAUGUUCACCUAUGAAGAACUUGAGAGGGCUACUGGAAGGUUCAAAGAAGAAUCCUUGGUAGGAAAAGGAAGCUUCUCUUGUGUUUAUAAAGGGGUUUUGAAGGAUGGGACUGUUGUUGCUGUUAAAAAGGCUAUAAUGUCUUCAGAUAAGCAGAAGAAUUCAAAAGAGUUCCACACAGAGUUAGAUCUACUAUCAAGACUAAACCAUGCCCAUCUACUCAAUCUUCUUGGCUAUUGUGAAGAAGGUGGAGAAAGGCUUCUUGUUUACGAGUUCAUGGCUCAUGGAUCUUUGCAUCAGCAUCUUCAUGGUAAGAACAAAGCCUUGAAAGAACAAAUGGAUUGGGUUCGAAGGGUAACUAUUGCAGUCCAAGCUGCUCGGGGAAUUGAAUACUUGCAUGGUUAUGCUUGCCCACCUGUGAUUCAUCGGGAUAUAAAAUCUUCAAACAUCCUCAUUGAUGAAGAACACAAUGCUAGAGUGGCAGAUUUUGGCCUAUCUUUGUUAGGACCUGCUGACAGUGGUUGCCCCUUAGCCGAGCUACCUGCUGGGACUCUUGGUUAUCUUGAUCCAGAGUAUUACAGGCUUCACUACCUCACUACCAAAUCUGAUGUCUACAGCUUUGGUGUGUUACUACUGGAAAUUUUGAGUGGUCGAAAGGCCAUAGAUAUGCAGUAUGAAGAAGGGAACAUAGUUGAGUGGGCAGUUCCUCUGAUCAAAUCCGGAGACAUUUCAGCAAUUCUAGACCCUGUCUUGAAACCUCCUGCCGACUUUGAUGCCUUGAAAAGGAUAGCAAAUGUUGCUUGCAAAUGUGUGAGAAUGAGAGGGAAGGAGAGACCAUCAAUGGAUAAGGUGACUACUGCUUUGGAGCGUGCUCUUGCGCAGUUGAUGGGCAGCCCAUGUAGUGAGCAGCCAAUAUUGCCAACAGAGGUGGUUCUAGGAAGCAACAGACUGCACAAGAAAUCCUCUCAAAGAUCUUCAAACAGAUCAGUCUCCGAAACUGACAUAGCAGAAGCAGAGGAUCAAAGGUUUGAGUUUAGAGCUCCUUCAUGGAUUACCUUCCCAAGCGUUACUUCUUCUCAGAGGAGAAAAUCCUCAGUCUCAGAUGCAGAUGUUGAUGGUAAAAACUCAGAAGCAAGAAAUGCUGGUAAUGUUGCUAGUGUUGGUGAUGCUUUGAGAAGUUUGGAGGAAGAGAUUGUCCCCGCAUCUCCUCAAGAAAACUUGUUCUUGCAGCACAACUUUUAGAACUCUUCCCAUCAGCUUAAUUUUUUAUGUAUUUCCAAAAUUCUGACGAACGUGUACUUUGAAUUCUUAUUUUCAAUUGCUAAUGGCUUCGAGUCUCUUUGCUGCUAAAUUUUAACCUCACGCAUUUCCGAACCAGAAAAUGUUACUUAGCUUAAUCAAUCAGAAUAUGUACC